Molecule: messenger RNA, 5592 nt
Organism: Salmo salar (Atlantic salmon)
Lineage: Eukaryota; Metazoa; Chordata; Actinopteri; Salmoniformes; Salmonidae
Product: bone morphogenetic protein receptor type-2
Biological process (GO): BMP signaling pathway; cellular response to growth factor stimulus; protein phosphorylation
Cellular component (GO): plasma membrane; signaling receptor complex
Molecular function (GO): transforming growth factor beta receptor activity; ATP binding
Source: RefSeq, a predicted model, not a curated record
GGAAUGUAUUGUUGUAGUUAGCCCUGUCUGCAGAUAGGGAGCUUCCAGUUCAUCAUCCACCAAACCUGAUAGUGGAGACACAACCAGGCGUUUUCCCCCCGCCGCCGCCCUGCCCGGAGCCUCGCUGUCUGGUGCCCUGCCCGGAGCCUCCGCGGUCAAUGCCAAAUGCAGAAAGAGACGGCUAUCCACCCCGACGGGUCUAAAACCUAUUUACUAACCCCCUGAAUAUACCAAAUAAACCUGAAUGGAUACGUUGUUAAGACAACGACCUAUGCAAUGGGAAUAGUCAACAUGGAAUUUGGAUUUGACGGACCUUUUUGUAUAUAAUAAAUACCUAACGUUAGUUAGCUAGGAAGGUUAGCUAUCAAAGGCUGCCUAACAUUAGCAAAGGAGCUAGCUAGCUAACGUUAGCUAGUUACCUUGAAAAGGAGAAAAGAAAUACGGCAAAGUUGGGACUUCUGUAGGCAAAAGACCGUUUUUCCACCCCCAAACAAGUUUCUUUUAACAUAGUUAGCUACCUGUAGUAACGCUACCAGUGUAUUGUUAAUGUUAGUGAGGUAAUUUUCAGCUAACGUUGUGUUGGCUAACGUUAGCCGUCGUGUUAGCUAGCUGUUAGCAGGACAAUCUGACGCCGUCUCAUCAGUGAUCAUUUACUUUUCAAUGUGUUCUUCCAUACUGGACACUUCAGUUCAAGUUAUUGAGCUGACGUGAAAGACAUAUAAAUACAUUAAGUUAAGUGAAGUUUUUUGGGGGUGGGAGUUAAAUCAAAAAUGUACAACAGAGUGAAGUCAAUGGCGUUGCUGAAACAAAUGACGAUGCUGUCGUGUCUGUACGUGAUGGUCCUCCGUCCGGUAACCGCUGACCAGCAGAAGGAGAGGGAAUGUGCCUUCACUGAGCAGCAGUGGGAGAUGGAGCGCGUGGCGAUGGGAGAGGGACGGGUUUCUCCUGAGAACACCACUAUCCACUGCUCUAAAGGAUCUCACUGCUUCGGCCUCUGGGAGAAGAGUCCUCCUGGAGAUGUCAGGCUGGUCAAACAAGGUUGUUGGACUCACCUUGGCGACCAGCAGGAGUGUCGGGACGACCGUUGCGUGGUAACCAACCUGCCUCCUCAGAUCCAGAAUGGGACGUAUCACUUCUGCUGCUGCAGUACUGACAUGUGUAACGUCAACUUCACUGAGGACUUUCCCCUGCCCAGUCCCACUACAGCCCAGCCGCUAUACCACCAGUUGCAGUGUGAAGAGACCGUAGUCAUCUCCUUGGCUGUUGUCUCUGUCCUGGCUGUCAUCAUCUUCGCUGCCUUCUUCGGUUACCGCAUGAUGCACAGAGGUGGUAAACAGGGCCUUCAUAACCUCAACAUGAUGGAGGGAGCUGGUUCUGAGAGCUCUCUGGACCUGGAUAACCUCAAACAACUGGAGCUGAUAGGUCGAGGCCGGUACGGCUCGGUGUUCUGUGGUUUGUUGGACGAGCGACAGGUGGCUGUGAAGGUGUUCAGCUCAGCCAAUCGGCAGAACUUCCUGAACGAGUGUUCCAUUUAUUGUCUCCCCCUGCUGGAGCACGACAACAUCGCACACUUCAUCGCUGCCGACGAACGGCUGGGGGCAGAGGGCCGACUGGAGUACCUUCUGGUCAUGGAGUACUACCCCCACGGCUCGUUGUAUCGCUACCUGGGGCUGCAGACAGGAGACUGGAUGAGUAGCUGUCGUCUGGCCCAUUCCAUCACCAGAGGCCUAGCCUACCUGCAUACUGAGCUGCUUAAAGGAGACUUCUACAAGCCAGCUGUGUCUCACAGAGAUCUGAACAGUCGGAACAUUCUGGUGAAGAACGACGGAACGUGUGUCAUCAUCGACUUUGGCCUCUCCAUGAAGUUGACGGGGAACCGGCCGGUACGGCAGGGAGAGGAGGAGAACGCUGCCAUCAGUGAGGUGGGUACAGUCCGCUACAUGGCCCCAGAGGUUCUGGAAGGGGCGGUGAACCUGAGGGACUGUGAGUCGGCUCUGAAGCAGGUGGACAUGUACUCCCUCGGCCUCAUCUACUGGGAAACCUUCAUGAGGUGUACUGACCUCUUCCCAGGAGAAUCCGUUCCAGACUUCCAGGUAGCGUUCCAGGCCGAGGCAGGGAACCACCCUUCCUUUGAGGACAUGCAGGUCCUGGUGUCCAGAGAGAAGCAGAGACCCAAGUUCCCCGAGGCCUGGAAGGAGAACAGCCUGGCGGUACGUUCCCUGAAGGAGACCAUGGAGGACUGUUGGGACCAGGAUGCUGAGGCCAGGCUGACGGCUCAGUGUGCAGAGGAGCGCAUGGCUGAACUCCUGCUGAUCUGGGACCAGACCAAGUCCGUCAGUCCCACGGUCCACCCUACUGGUAGCAGCUGUACUACACUGUAUAAUGAUAGAAACCGCAUGGGGCCAAAGUCCGGCCCUGACCCCGCCUCGUCCUACAUCGAGGAGCAGGAAGGCAUGGCUAAGAAUACACAGAGCGACGCCUCCUCCGCUUUGAGUGGCCGGAUGAGAGAUGGAGGCGUGGCGGGAGAGAAGAACAGGAACUCGAUAAACUACGAGCGGCAGCAGGCGGCUCACGCCCGUCUACCCAGCAGCCCCUCCGCUGGAACCUCCUCUGCCCUCACCACCAUGACCUUCAUCUCAGAGUCCAGCCAGGGUCAUGACCCCAACCUCCACCUGACCCUGACCCAGGAGGAUCUGGAGACCACCAAGCUGGACCCCAGGGAGGUGGAUAAGAACCUGAAGGAGAGUUCUGAUGAGAACCUGAUGGAACACAGCCAGAAACAGUUCUGUUGUCCGGACCUGCUGAGCCCCGCCUCCUCUUCCCUGCUCUUCCCCUUCAUCAAGAUGGCUGCCGAGGCGUCUCCCCCCGCCGCGUUCCCUCUCCCCAAGCAGCAGAACCUCCCCAAACGACCCUCCAGCCUGCUGCUCCGCACUAAGCCGCCGAAGAAAGACUCAUCCUCUCUGAGGUUUAAAUUCGGUCGCCACGGCAAGUCCAACCUACGACAGGUAGAGGGCGGAGCUAAGACCAACGCCGUGUCCAACGUCACCGCCGUCUCCGAGCCCCACCGGGUCAGCGCCACCAACAACCUGCUGGUCCUACGGGACCUCUCCGUGAACGGGCACGCGGCCGGGUCCUUGCCAGCAGGGGGCGCCAGCAGCACGGUGGGGCUCGCUCUAACUCAGGGCACUGAUACGAACCCCCAGAGCUCUGAGGAUGGACAGCUGGGGCUGAUCACUGCCAGCCCAGACGAACACCAACCACUGUUGAGCAGAGAGACGGGACAACCAGAUGUCCACUCCUCUAACGCACGGCCCAACAACAACAACAACAACAACAACAAAAACAAUGGACUGGUACUGGGGGAGGGAGAGGGGGAGAGUGAUGGGGGAGGAGAGGAAGAGGAGGAGGGAGCAGGAGGAAGUACCAGUGGAGAGACCCCCUGCUCCCUGGGGGAGAGCUCUGUUUCUGGUUCCUUGUCUGGACCUGAGCCCAACCCUGUCACCAUGAGAGGUGAAGCCCUGCUCAGGGAGCCUAAAGGAGGCCGGCGGCCGGAGAGACCCAACUCCCUGGACCUGUCCUUCACCACCAGAGACCUGGUCUCACUGGGGGAGGUGUUGGUCCAGAACCAGGGAACAGGGGAGAAGAUUAAGAAGCGUGUGAAGACUCCGUACUCCCUGAUGCGCUGGCGACCAGCCACCUGGGUCAUCUCCACAGAUACCAGGGGGUCAGAGGUGAACAACAACAGGGGAGAAGGUCAGGCCCGACCCAAGUCCAGCUCCGCUGUCUAUCUGACCUCUGAACCCAGCGACACCCGCCUCUGAAUUCUGACCUUUCGGAGGGACAACACAGACAGUAGUGUUGUUAUGACAACAGAAAGCGAAGUGUUUCCCGGGUAACAGCAGCAGGAAGCGAUCCAGAGUGUUGUAACAGCAGUCGGUUGUGUCCAGUCCAGUUUCUGUCUCUCGCUUUGCGUCUUUUGAUGACAUUCGCUUUAAAUUGAAUCCAGCUAUGCAGCCGUCCCUUCCUCGUGGUUCCAUUUGUCUGUGUGUUUACAUUUACAUUACAUUUACAUUUAAGUCAUUUAGCAGACGCUCUUAUCCAGAGCGACUUACAAAUUGGUGCAUUCACCUUAUGAUAUCCAGUGGAACAACCACUUUACAAUAGUGCAUCUAAAUCUUUUAAGGGGGGGUUAGAAGGAUUACUUUAUCCUAUCCUAGGUAUUCCUUAAAGAGGUGGGGUUUACUGGGGUUUAGUCGUGUUUCCAUUUGUCUGUGUGUUUACUGGGGUUUAGUCGUGUUUCCAUUUGUCUGUGUGUUUACUGGGGUUUAGUCGUGGUUCCAUUUGUCUGUGUGUUUACUGGGGUUUAGUCGUGGUUCCAUUUGUCUGUGUGUUUACUGGGGUAUAGUCGUGUUUCCAUUUGUCUGCGUGUUUACUGGGGUUUAGUCGUCGUUCCAUUUGUCUGUGUGUUUACUGGGGUUUAGUCGUGUUUCCAUUUGUCUGUGUGUUUACUGGGGUUUAGUCGUGGGUCCAUUUGUCUGUGUUUACUGGGGUUUAGUCGUGGUUCCAUUUGUCUGUGUGUUUACUGGGGUUUAGUCGUGUUUCCAUUUGUCUGUGUGUUUACUGGGGUUUAGUCGUUCCAUUUGUCUGUGUGUUUACUGGGGUUUAGUCGUGGUUCCAUUUGCCUGUGUGUUUACUGGGGUUUAGUCGUGGUUCCAUUUGCCUGUGUGUUUACUGGGGUUUAGUCGUUCCAUUUGUCUGUGUGUUUACUGGGGUUUAGUCGUUCCAUUUGUCUGUGUGUUUACUGGGGUUUAGUCGUUCCAUUUGUCUGUGUGUUUACUGGGGUUUAGUCGUGUUUCCAUUUGUCUGUGUGUUUACUGGGGUUUAGUCGUGUUUCCAUUUCUCUGUGUGUUUACUGGGGUUUAGUCGUGUUUCCAUUUGUCUGUGUGUUUACUGGAGUUUAGUCGUUCCAUUUGUCUGUGUGUUUACUGGAGUUUAGUCGUGUUUCCAUUUGUCUGUGUGUUUACUGGGGUUUAGUCGUCGUUCCAUUUGUCUGUGUGUUUACUGGGGUUUAGUCGUGUUUCCAUUUGUCUGUGUGUUUACUGGGGUUUAGUCGUGUUUCCAUUUGUCUGUGUGUUUACUGGAGUUUAGUCAUGUUUCCAUUUGUCUGUGUGUUUACUGGGGUUUAGUCGUGGUUCCAUUUGUCUGUGUGUUUACUGGGGUUUAGUCGUUCCAUUUGUCUGUGUGUUUAUUGGGGUUUUGUCGUCUACUCCAGUUACUCAGUCUGUGACCAUGAGGGAGGCUGCUCUGGGAACGUAAAACAAUCAUAGUAUUUUCUGUCUUUCAGCACCAGAAGGAGUUUGCUUCAGAAAUGACUAACUAUGGUCUUAAAGACUCAAUUAUCCACUUCCACUUUUUUCAUGCUGUUCAUUUGUGUAUUUGAUUAUGAAUCCCCCUUUUUUGUAUCAUGAUUUAAAUUGUGCAAUAGGAUACAGCUUUUAGGUGCUUUCAUAUGUUUUUAACGCUUCUGUUGUUUUCUUGUUUCAUUUUUUAAUAUAAUCUCUGUGUUGCACUUAUAAAUGGACACCAGGUCAA